Messenger RNA from Hibiscus syriacus, 2659 nucleotides. Its product is annotated as golgin subfamily A member 4-like. The coding region runs from base 74 to 2563 and encodes 829 amino acids. The transcript is spliced from 5 exons. Lineage: Eukaryota; Viridiplantae; Streptophyta; Magnoliopsida; Malvales; Malvaceae. The record is from RefSeq and is a predicted model, not a curated record.
UUUCUUCUCUUUUCUUGUUCAAUCUUCAUCAAAAUCUUUUCAAUUUCUAGCUCACCGAUUCACCGCGAAAAAAAUGAAUCUCGGUUGCUUAGAGGAUUGCAUGCUUGUGUCAAACAAACAAAACCCAAAGAUUGUCGUUGAUUCUCCGAUCAACGAAGGGAAGGCCACCGAUGAGUCUUUGGCGUCGUCUUCUUCCAGGACUGGGAAGAAUAAAUCAACCAAAGAUAUCAGUCCCUCAGCAUUGAAUUCUCUAAACAAAUUUACUUCCCAAAUUAAGAAGCCUUCACACAGGAAGAAUUCUCCUUUGAAUUGGUUCCCCCGAAAAAAGAUUGAUUCUUAUUUAAAAAGGAAAAUAAAGAUGCUGCAGGAAGUAGAUGGUAUGAAUUUAACUCUUGAUGAGACCCUGGAAGAUUCAAAUCCUCAUUAUUGUAGGGUUUUGAGAGAAAAAAUGGCAGCAAGAGAGGCUGCACACAAGGCAAUUGAGGCUCGUAAAGCAGCACUGGUAGAAGCUUCUUGGUGUAGAAUACUCCAAGCAGCCAGGAUUCGAAGCACGGAAGCUGAUGAACUGCUGUUGAAAGCUGAGAAAACCGCUGCAGCAGCAUUUGAAACAGCAACAGCUUUGGGAGUGAUAAUGUAUGAUAUUCCUAACUGCGCUAAGAGUACCUGUCAGAUUGAAGCAUCCACGAUAAAUAAAGCAGGUUCUACUACUCAUACCAUUAGAGCAUCUUUUGAAACAGCAUUUGAGGUAGAUAAACAAGUGGCCGCGGCUGUAAAGACUGCUUUCCGGAGGCUUGCAUCCUGCUCCUCUUUUAAUAAAGAUGAAUUUAAAGACCUGCUAAGGAAAAUCAAUGAGAAUCCAGAUACAGGUUAUAACAAUCUGAAGUCAGCAGAGAUCUCUUCAGAAUGUCAAUCAUCAGAGGCAGCUUCAGAACUUGAGGCAUUGACUCAAGAAGAUGGUUUCAAGUCUGAAGACUUCAAUUGCAAGAUGUCAGCUUCAAAGACUAGAGAGAAGAAAGCUAAGAGGAGGCAAUCUCUUGAAAAACUCAACCCGGAAAAGCUUGUAGAGAUUAUGGUUGAGAGGCUUAAAUGUUUACAAGAGGAUGAACUGUCAUCGCUUGCUACAAUAGUUGCAACUUGUGGUUUAAAUGCUGCCUUAGCGGAAGUAGAACAUACUAAGCUUCAUCCCUCUGCUUCAGCUCUUAAUUUUGAUAGAAGAGCAUCUUCCAUUGGAGCUGGAACUGUAAGAAAAACUAACCAAACUGGACAGCAUGACUCUGAACUCCCGAGUCUGGACAAGUUUUUGGUUAAGCACACGACCAAGCUUGAACUAGAGGUACAAGAAGCCAGGAGCAGAAGGAACGAAUCUAAAGAUGAAAGUGGGCAUACACUUGUGAAGCAUUCUUUAAAUUCCGAGGAAGAUAUUCAGGCGAACGAAAAAAGUUUCAAUGAGAAUUCUGGGGUGGAUCGUAGAAAGUCAGAUGCAGAUAUUUCUGUUGAGGUCGUUCCCGACUUGGGAAGAAUAUUGGUUAAGCAUUCCUCAAAACUUGAAAAGGAAAUUCAAGAGGCAAAAAGGAAUCAUGGCAACACAUAUGAGCGCAGAGGAGUGUCAAAUGGGGGGACUAAACAAAAGAAAGGUGAUAUCGUAGAAGUACCAAGUCUGGAUAAGUUUCUGGUGAAACAUGUCUCAAGGCUAGAAAGAGAAGUUGAGGAAGCAAAAAGCAGAAGAAAAAAUAAUCUAGUCGAGAAAGGCAAGGAGGCUAAUGGAGAAGAAUUUGGUAAGGAAAAUAUCAACUUCAAUAAGGAAGUAAAUAGAACUGAAAGCGAAGAUAGCCUGGAUAAAAUCCUGGUUAAGCCUAGGAACCACAAAAAACAAGGAGGAACCCAUGUCACAGAUUGUGAGAGUUUGGACAAAGUUUUAGUUAAGCAUGUUUCUAGACUAGAGAAAGAGAAAUUGAGGUUCAACGCAAAUGAAGAAGAAAUGGUGAAAGUAAAGAAGAGGGGAGGUGUAAACAUGACACCGGUGGAUGAUCAAGGUAGUUUGGAUCAAAUUUUGGUUAAACACAAAUCAAAGUUAGAGAAAGAGAAGAUGGCAACUGGUGAGAAACCAAGUGAACAGAUUAGAUUCUCUGUAUCUCGUAGAGAAGCAAGGGAGAGAGAGUUGCAAGAAGAUUGUGAGAGUUUGGACAAAGUUUUAGUUAAGCAUGUUUCUAGACUAGAGAAAGAGAAAUUGAGGUUCAAUGCAAAUGAAGAAGAAAUGGUGAAAGUAAAGAAGAGGGGAGGUGUAAACAUGACACCUGUGGAUGAUCAAGGUAGUUUGGAUCAAAUUUUGGUUAAACACAAAUCAAAGUUAGAGAAAGAGAAGAUGGCAACUGGUGAGCAACCAAGUGAACAGAUUAGAUUCUCUGUAUCUCGUAGAGAAGCAAGGGAGAGAGAGUUGCAAGAAGCAUGGGGAGGCUUAAGCUUAGGAAACUCCAUGAAGCCACAUUUAUCCAGACUUGAACGAGACAAGGCUGCUUGGAAAAAGGCAGAAGAGGAGGAAAGAAUGCAGGCCGUGAUGGAGUAGUAGGACAUGCCCAUAGUUGACUUGCUUUUUCCCCCCCCUUCUUUUGUUCAAUUUAUGAAUAUCAAUUUGUAUAAGAAGACUGCUUCUUUCUUAAGA